Linum trigynum is the source of this 2314-nucleotide messenger RNA. The record is from the annotation of a GenBank genome assembly. NCBI's taxonomy places the organism in Eukaryota, Viridiplantae, Streptophyta, Magnoliopsida, Malpighiales, Linaceae.
UAUUAUGUAUUAACACAGUAGAAUACUAUAUGAGUGAGUAUAUGAGCACUUUCCAAAAAAGCAAUUGCUUCAGUAAACUAACUGCCAUGGCUGAUGCAUUCCUGAGCAGCCCUCCGGUCAACAAAAACAACCAAUUUUCCGAGCGAUGGAUGAUCACUUCAGCAAUCAUCGUAAUAAUACUGGUCGGAAUUUUGCACUCUGUAUCGAAAUUGGUCAAAAGGUUGAAAUCACAAGGCGCAACGGCUGCUUCUCUGCCUCCGGGGCCUCGCGGCUUGCCGAUUGUUGGGUACAUCCCAUUUCUCAUGUACAACGGGAGGAAAAUUCCAAUCCACCGACAGUUCAACGACCUCGCGGCCCAAUACGGGCCCAUCUUCAAGAUCUGGGUCGGCGGCCAACUCCACGUCGUGAUCAGCUCGCCGGCCCUGGCGAAACAAGUCCUUCGAGACGACGAAUCGAACUUCUCGGGCCGCGACCUCCCGCUAGCCAUCCGGGCUUGCACCUACGGCGGGCUGGACCUCGCCGGCCUGCCGAUGGGCCGAGACUGGAACUUCAUGAAGAAAGUGGUGCUUAGGGAAGUGCUCAGCAACCCGAGCUUGGACCGCUGUUACGAACUGAGACGUAGCGUGGUGGUGAAGGCACUCAGGGAAGUCAGGAGCGGCCAGCCGGUUGGCGUGUUGGAACUGGCGCAUAAGAUGGUUGCCAAUGCGACGAUGGCCAUGACGUGGGGAGGAAGUGAUCAUGGUGACGUCGUUGACAAGGACAAGACUCGACGAUUGGGUGACGAGAUGAUGACGCUAAUGGAGCAGCCCAACGUCUCCGACGCGUUCCCACUUCUUGCGAGGUUUGAUCUUCAAGGGAUCGGGAGGAAAGCGGCGGAGGCGGCUGGACGUUUCGACCGGAUCAUUACCUCCGUGAUUCAGAAACGUUUCGAUGGGGAAGGGUCGUUAAUAAUUACGGAGGAGGGUAAAGAGAAGAAGGAUCUGUUGCAGGUUUUGCUGGAGACUAGGGAAAGAUCUGGCGCGGGAUCGUCGUUGGCGUCCAUGAACCAAUUCAAAGCCCUCCUUCUGGACAUUACACCGGGUGGGGCGGGGAACAUAGCAACGGUAAUCGAGUGGGCGAUGACGGAGCUGGUGAAGUGCGACAAGGCAAUGACAAACGUGAAGAGGGAGCUAGACGACGUCGUAGGGCUGGAAAGCCUAGUUGAAGACCACCAUUUGAAGAAGCUGAACUACCUGGAUGCCGUGGUGAAGGAGACGUUCCGGCUGUACCAGGUUAUCAUCCAACGGCAAGCGCUCCAGCCGUGUACCAUCGGCGGGUACGAUAUUCCGAAAAAGGCGAAAGUGAUGGUCAACGCUUGGGCCAUCCACAUGGAUCCACGGCUGUGGGAGGUGCCUACGGAGUUCCGGCCGGAGAGGUUUCUGGAGAGUGGGAACGGGAUGAUGCCUUUUGAUUUCCAGGGCAGCAACAGCCAUUUCGUGUAUAUACCAUUCGGGUCUGGGCGGCGGAUAUGUGCCGGAAUUAAUUUGGCUACGAGGAUGCUCAAGUACGUGCUGGCUUCCCUGCUGCAUUCGUUCGACUGGAAGCUCCCGGCCGGCGAAGGAGGGUCGACGGUGGAUGUUUCGGAUGAGUUCACGUUGAUCAUCAAGAAGAAGAAGCCACUGACUAUUGUGCCCACGCCUCGGCUCUCUUGUCCGGAUCUGCAGGCCUAAUUCAUCCGUACGUGUAUCACUCAGUAAUCUGAAUGACGGGAUGUUUGUUGUUUAUCUUUAUGUUGUAAGUUGUCACUUUGUCAAUUCAAUAAAAUCCUACCAUCGGAGCAAUGCAGUAAAAAAAUUAGCUUUAAAAGUUAAAAGUCUAAGCUUUUGUGUUUUAACGCCACUUAUGUGGUACCGAGACGAGACGACAUUGGUACUUGCAUAUUUUUAGUUGUCAGAUAUAUUAUAGUAAAUCACGGUCUUUCGAUUUUAACUCUUUUUUUAUUUGAUUUUUAGUUUUAUGUAAUUUAUUUAUUAUUUAAUCAAAUUUUGGACCAGUAAUUUAAACCAAACCGAUCGGAUUCAUUGACGGCACUGGUGCCGUUGCGGUACCACCAAAUUUCCCAUGUUUUAAAUUAAAAAUGCGACACGAAGAAAGGCAUUCUGCGCAAGAAUCUGCUUCAUAUAGGAAACAACAAAUGUGCCGAUUGGGUCGCCAAGGAAACAAGGAGCGGCUCCCUCCCUCUUGAGUGGAUUCAUCUUCUUGAUUUGAUCUCUCCUCUCUUGUAAUAGGCCAAGCUUGUACCACAAUCGUUCAGGAAUGAAAUUUAACCAAUUGU